UAUGGUGCAGAUAACACCGAGUACGCACUGUUGGGUAGUUCCUGACGUUCAGUUCCUGACGUUCCUUGUCUGCCGUUGACAACAGCAAGCGGCUGACCACCAUCCACAUUGACCACAGCAAGCAAACGGCAGAAUGGAGUCGAGAGUGCGUCCCUCGAAGAUUCCAACCAAAGAGGAAGUGACGCACAAGGGACGCCAGGAGAGACCAAGGGGGCUGUUACCAGUCUUGCUUGUCGUGACAGUGCUUCACACAGCAGCCUUUAUCGGCCUAUCGGUCUAUACCAACAACAGAAUACAGAUCCUAGAGACAACAAACGAGCAUGUGUUUCGGACCACUGUAAGAAAUGCUGUCGUGGAGGAACUGGCUGAUAUUCUCACGAGACUAAGUGAUGGCAUGGUUAAUGACACCAGACGACAGGAGUUAUACUUGCAGUUACAUGCGUGGGCUGCGCCCCCUGACGGUCAAAGCACUCGACAACGGUCAAAAAGACAGAGCCCUGGCGAUGAACUUGGAUCUAUCUUUGACGAAAUGGCACAGAAAGAGCUUGCAAUAUUUGACCGAUACUGCGGAAAUGCCAGCAAGAUUUGUUUGCCAGGUCCACAAGGUCAAAAAGGUGAUCCCGGAGCUCAAGGUAUAAAAGGUGCAGCCGGAGGUCAAGGUUUAAAAGGUGACAUCGGUCCUCGAGGUUCAGAUGGAAGCAAAGGCGAGGCUGGCAUCGCUGGGCCACAGGGUAUCAAAGGGGAUGCUGGACAGCAAGGGGAGAAAGGAGUGCCAGGCGAAGCUGGCAGCAAAGGGGCUGGGGGUGAGAAAGGUGAACGUGGCGACAAGGGAGAUGCUGGAUCUAAUGGUGUAAAAGGCGACAUUGGGCCAAUAGGUCCCCAGGGUCAAGUGGGCCCUCUUGGUCCAAAGGGAGAGAGAGGUGCUGAUGGACCAACAGGACAAAAAGGUGACACGGGACAAACAGGCCCACAAGGGCAAACUGGUCCAUCGGGUGCAAAAGGGAGCGAUGGGGCUGAUGGACCUACAGGGCAGAAAGGUGUGCCUGGCGAAGUGGGCCCUUCGGGACCCACAGGUCCUUCCGGGCUUAAAGGAGACGCAGGAGCCAAUGGAACUCCAGGAGAGAAAGGGGACCGUGGUGAAACAGGCCCUCUGGGACCAGUUGGACCCUCUGGUCCAAAGGGAGAAGAGGGAAAAGCUGGUAUCGAAGGGCAGAAAGGUGACGUCGGACAAACAGGUCCCCAGGGGCCAUCUGGUGACAAUGGAGAUAAGGGCGCUGAUGGAACCCAAGGACAGAAAGGUGAUCCUGGAGAAGCAGGUCCUACAGGCCAAGUCGGACCGACAGGUGAAAAGGAGACAGGGGAAAUCCCGGCACUGCAGGCAAAAGGUGAUCCCGGUAGUGCGGGACCUAUUGGCCCAGAUGGACCUGCAGGAGCUAAAGGAGAGACUGGCGCCGAUGGACUUGCUGGACAGAAAGGUGAACGGGGAGAUGUUGGUCCAAUGGGACCAUCUGGUCCUGCAGGUGCAAAGGGAGAAACGGGCGAUGUGGGAAUCCCGGGUGCAAAGGGCAGUACAGGUGAUCCCGGUGAAAAAGGUGAGAAAGGUUCAGACGGUACUCCAGGAGUUGCCGGUUCUCAGGGAAAGGAUGGCCCACCUGGUCCUGCAGGUAUCAAAGGAGAAAAAGGAGAGGCAGGGGUGUGGUCUCCAGGCAUGCAAAGCUGCUGCACCUCGCUGCGCAAACCCGAACUGAGUCCUUUGUCCGUGGACGUGAAGGUGGCGGAGGUCAGUCCGUGGCCUUGAAGCUGCGCACCUGACGGCUUCCCUCCUGCCACAGUGUCAUGGCAACCGGUUGAUGUUAUUAACGAUCCACGCUUCGUUGUCCAGACAAACCAACUGCUCAUUUCUGACGUCACACUGAGUGAUGCACGUGUCGUAACGUGCACUGCAACCAACGUCUGGGCGCCACGACCAAAACCUUCAACUUGCGAGUACUGCAGCACCUGAUCAUCGCCUCAGCGCCCAAGAACCUGACGGUGAUAGAGGGAAGUCCUUUCCGACUGGAAUGUCGCUUCAGCAGCGAUCCGCCACCAUCCAUCACCUGGUACUACGUGUCUAACAACGGCAUACGCCAGGUCGUGACGUCAGGGGUGACGGGAGACAAGCGGUCUUUCUAUCCUCGACAAGGACAAGGCGCGGGUGGGCGAUGCCGGGAAGUAC
Pomacea canaliculata is the source of this 2215-nucleotide messenger RNA. Its product is annotated as collagen alpha-1(III) chain-like. Lineage: Eukaryota; Metazoa; Mollusca; Gastropoda; Architaenioglossa; Ampullariidae. The record is from RefSeq and is a predicted model, not a curated record. The transcript has 10 exons. The coding region runs from base 134 to 1798 and encodes 554 amino acids.